Molecule: messenger RNA, 1635 nt
Organism: Eublepharis macularius
Lineage: Eukaryota; Metazoa; Chordata; Lepidosauria; Squamata; Eublepharidae
Gene: GEMIN7
Product: gem nuclear organelle associated protein 7
Exons: 2
Coding region: 1181-1582 (133 amino acids)
Biological process (GO): spliceosomal snRNP assembly
Cellular component (GO): SMN-Sm protein complex
Source: RefSeq, a predicted model, not a curated record
CAUUGCUAGAAAUGUUUUGUAAGCACUGGGUGCUGGCUUGGUGCUUUCACUCCCCCACUUGCCUCCAGAGUAACUUGCUUGACCCUCCCCAGAUCACACCAGAAGAGAAACCCCUGGGCCUACGGUAGAGGUGACUCAUAUUGGAAAUCAGAUUCUCUGGCCUGGCGCCCAGAACUGCAGUAGGCAUGGGCCAAGUUCUUAUCAGGCCAGCUGGAGAAAGGGCUUCCAGGGGCCGUCGCUUCCUUUGCCGCCAGACAGCACGUGUCGGGAACGAGCUGUCGGUGGAAAGAGCCGUAAACAGGGCAGCAGAGGAAAUUCUGUGGUCAUCACCUAGGGCAGACGGUAGGAACAAACAACACCGCAGGAAUGUGGCCUAAUCAGCUGGGGUUUCCAUUAAGGCUGAGGCCAGUAGCAUUUCCUUGCGGGAUUCCAGCUGGACACUGAAGCAGAGGCUGAGAAACCGUUUGCCUAAGUCAACCCAGGUGCACGCAAAACCCAGUCGCACGAGCUGCAGUUCCAGGGCAAAGGAGUGCUGCAAACACCUUGUUGAUUUGACUACGGAGAGUUUGGUGUAGUGGUCAGAGUGUCAGAUUAGGAUCUGGGAGACCCGGGCUCAAAUCCUCCCUCUGCCACGGGAGCUCCCAGGGUGACCUUGGGCCAGUCACACAAGCCCAACCAAAUCUGUUUGAGGAUAGAAUGGAGAAGGGGGGGGAUGCUGUAAGCCAUUCCAGGUCCCCGUUGGAGGGGAAAAAAUGGGUAUAAAUGUUGGGAUCCGAGCAUAAAGAAAGUUCUGUCCGCUCAGCUUCCUAGCAAAAGACCGUGCUCAGGCUUUUCCUCCCCUCUCCAAAUCCAGGUGGUGUUUAGAGGACACAAACAGUGCCAGAAAAUCCUCUAGGAGUUGGAAGCUGGAGGUUGCGCGCACACGAUGGAUGCCCCAUUUUCUGUUUAACUUUUGUACCACAGAGAGGCUUCUGCGAUAUGCCCGGUUGAAAAAUGAGCACACAGGAGUUUUUCUUCACUCCUCCUGCCUAUGUUAGAAGCAUUGCUGAUGGAUAGCUUCACUUGAGGCAUCAGCUUCAUUCUCCUGACGCAGCCUUCCCCAAACUUCUACGGACAGAGACUCUUCUAAAUUAAAAGUGGAAAUGCCACUGGUUCUUACACUUGUGCCCUCUAAGAACCAAUGUUUUUGAGAGCUUGUGCAAUGAAGGUGCCAGUUGCUGUUGUUCGCCUGCCCCGAGGGCCAGAUGGGACAAGCCGUGGCUUCGAUCCCAACUCUCCUCGCUUCCAGGCCUUGGGGCCCAGCAGCCUUUCCUCCUUGGUCACCCCAAAUACAGCCGAGCUGGAGGAAGAGCAGCAAGGGCGGGUGCUGCUGCGAGAACGCUACCUGCGCAGCCUACUGGCCAUGGCCAGGCAGCCUGUCAGCUUCGCUAUGUAUGAGAAGGUCAACGUCACGGCGUUGUUCGGAGCAUCCGACAUUGACAUCCUGAAUUUCCAAGUAUCUGAACUGCAGACUCCAUUGGGGGUACAGAGAGAAGCCCUUCUCCGCUGUUCAGAUAUCAUUGCCUAUUCCUUUGAACUUUAAAGGUCUGCAGGAUCCUCCCUUAUUUUGAAUAAAGAAUCUACAAUAGACUGGCA